AUGGCUCUGAAUAGGAAAUACGCCGCCCUGCCUGACUUGGAUUCGGCACCAGACAUCUACGAAACCCCAGAGCUUACCGAUGACAACUCUACCGUCCCCGUGGAUGACGAAUUCGACGAGGAUGACGAUGUGGACAGCGCUGGCAUCUCUCGCACACGAUUACGAAUAGACCAGGCUCGGUCGCGCUUUCUGCCCGCACAAGUCGAUGCAAGGGACGUCGACUUCUCAGACAGACUGAAUGGCAAACGAAAAUCGUACAAGACCUCGAACCGACGACAGCGAAUCUUGGACGAUGGCACUGAGGAGCUUGGAGAUUUUAGUGACGAAGAUGACGGGGAGAACUUGGCACGAAAGAUUGCCCGGUUGAAGCGAGAGAUCGAAGAGGCCAAGGAGGAAUACGGCAAGCAAAAGGAGGCAAAGACGAAUGGCCCUUCGGAAGACGCCGCUCAGGAGCUAGAACUGGCCUCUCUCAGCCAGAUCCUGGACGAAAUCUCGAAGCAUCCAGAGGAACUGGCCCAGGGUCUGGGUUUCCGACCAGCAAGGAUAGUACCAGAACCAGGGACCGGGACAAAGGAGCCAGGCACUGAUCUUGGAGAUGCAAACGCAACCUACACCGUCACGUACACACCGACAUACCAAGAAAGUCAUGCCCUAGCAAAAGCCGCAGACUUCGACCGUCGGCUCCUUUCAUUAGAGAAAGCCAUCGGCAUUGGAUCGUCGGCCUUUUCUGAAGUGGACUCGUCGGGACUACCUAGAGCGAUCGUGCCCACGCUCGAAACGCUACAGAAGCAAAUCUCAACACUAUCAGAGGCCUCAACUUCGAACUUAGACAGCAUCAGCCGCCGAGUGCGCACUCUUAUUCAAGAGGCAGAGCAGCUGGAGAAAUCACGCCGACAAGCAAAGGCUGCUCAAGAUGCGUUGUCGUCAACAGGUGCCACUCCAGCAGAGGGAACGUCUUCGGGCGACUCGGAGCAGAUUGCGAAGAUCAAUGCACUCUAUGGCACAUUACCAACCAUUGAGAACCUGACGCCUCUUCUGCCGCCGCUGCUAGAUAGGUUGAGGUCCCUACGAGCUAUGCAUGCCGAUGCAGCAACGGCUGGCGAAACGCUGGAGCGUAUAGAGAAGCGGCAGGCAGACAUGGCUUUAGAUAUCAAACAGUGGAGGGAAGGACUUGAUAAGAUUGAGGCGGCAGUCAAGGACGGCGAGUCGUCCGUGAGUGGUAACAUGAAGGUUGUGGAGGGUUGGGUGAAAGAUCUCGAGGCGAAGAUGAAUAAGUUGUCCUGA
This is a messenger RNA of Phaeoacremonium minimum UCRPA7, 1284 nucleotides long. RefSeq names its product putative dynactin subunit protein. Gene Ontology annotation, biological process: mitotic spindle organization. The transcript has 3 exons. The record is from RefSeq and is a predicted model, not a curated record. Bases 1 to 1284 code for a protein of 427 amino acids. NCBI's taxonomy places the organism in Eukaryota, Fungi, Ascomycota, Sordariomycetes, Togniniales, Togniniaceae. Gene Ontology annotation, cellular component: dynactin complex; cytoplasm.